AUGUUCAUAUCCAUAUCCAUAUCGUUUUCUAACGUGUCAAUGACGUCCUCACACGUGCCUCAUGUUUCCUUGUCACUCGAAACUGGAGUAAACAUUCGCCGUGAACGUCUGGAUCUUAGGCGCUGUGAUCGGCUCGCUGUCCUACAGCCGCUUCAGCGCAAACAGACUUUGAUGUUAAAUUGCAUCUUUAUGAUUAUGGAUGAUAUCGUGCAGGCGUCCGAGUAUUCAUCGGGUGGGAUGAAUGGGGUUGGCCACAUUCAUUACAAUCUAAGUUUAGAUGAUCACAUCAUUCUUGCAGCACACACAAUUUGA
Molecule: messenger RNA, 312 nt
Organism: Peronospora farinosa
Lineage: Eukaryota; Oomycota; Peronosporomycetes; Peronosporales; Peronosporaceae
Source: the annotation of a GenBank genome assembly